This is a messenger RNA of Penicilliopsis zonata CBS 506.65, 2960 nucleotides long. RefSeq lists its product as hypothetical. NCBI's taxonomy places the organism in Eukaryota, Fungi, Ascomycota, Eurotiomycetes, Eurotiales, Aspergillaceae. The transcript is spliced from 5 exons. The record is from RefSeq and is a predicted model, not a curated record. Bases 9 to 2855 code for a protein of 948 amino acids.
UCAAGACUAUGGAUUCUUUGGUUUCAUUCGAGUUCUCGCCCGGCAGAGUCCGUCUGGACGGGGCGCCGAUUGUGGUCGACGACGGUGACUUUACCGGUAUUCACAUCGCCGCAUCAUGUCUGGCCAAAGACUUUGAGCUGGUGACGGGUUCACGGCCGAGGAAUAUUCGAUACGAAGCUGGAGUGACAGACCUCAAUGCGACUGGCGAUGACGUGGUAAUCAUCGCCGGGAGUCUGGCGUCUCCUCUGCUGCAACGGCUGAUCCAGUCUUCUCGACUGACCGUCGGCGAGAUCGAGGAGCGCUGGGAAUCAUUCCUCAUCACCGUCGUCCACGAUCCUCUACCGGGCAUUGAUGCGGCGGUGGUGAUUGCCGGCAGCGACAAGCGAGGCGCCAUCUAUGGAAUCUAUACGCUGUCCGAAUGGAUCGGAGUGUCUCCAUGGUACUGGUGGGCAGAUGUGUGUCCGAUCCAAAGAAAGACCAUCUUCAUCUCGCCAGGCAUAGAAAGCGACGGGCCUCCGAGUGUCAAAUACCGCGGCAUCUUCAUCAACGACGAGGCGCCCGCCCUGACCUCCUGGCUGCACGAGAAGAUCGGACCGGUGUUCGAUGCCAAGUUCUACGAGCGAGUCUUUGAGCUCCUCCUCCGGCUCAAGGCCAACUUCCUGUGGCCGGCGAUGUGGGCCGGCGCCAGCUUCUUCACAGACGAUCCGCGCAACCAGAUCGUCGCCGAGGACUGGGGGAUCGUCAUCUCGACCUCGCAUCAUGAACCGAUGCAGCGCGCCAUGGGCGAGUGGUUCCAAUCCCACCCGCACAAGGAGAGCUGGUCGUGGACGAAGAACAAGGCCCCAGUCCAGCAGUAUAUGCGCGAGGGAGUCGAGCGGGCGAAGCCCUUUGAGUCCUAUCUCACUCUCGGGAUGCGAGGGGGCAGCGACGAGGCCAUGGAGGUCGACAAUCCGCGCGCUGUUCUCGAGGAGAUUCUUGCCUUCCAGCAGGGCGUCAUUGACGAUGUCUACGACGAGAAGCCGAAGCAGCUCCUCGCGCUGUAUAAAGAAGUACAGGAAUACUUUGACGACGGACUCGUUGUUCCCGACGACGUGACGCUGCUCUUCGCCGACGACAACUUUGGCACGCUGCGACGACUGCCAGUUGGCAAAGAGAUGGACCGACGAGGAGGCGCUGGAAUUUACUAUCAUCUCGAGUAUGUCGGGCAUCCGAGGAGCUACAAAUGGAUCAACAGCAACCACUGCGGCCGCAUCUGGCAGCAGCUUCAGCUCGCCCACAGCCGGCGAGCAGACCAGAUCUGGGUCUUCAACGUCGGCGAUAUCAAGCCGCAGGAGAUGCCGUUGUCGAUGGCACUGCGGCUGGCGUGGAAGAUCGACUCCAUCUCUGCCGACGACUUCUCCUCCUUCUUCCUCGACUUUUGCAAGACGAACGUCUUCCCCGUGGCAGAGGAGGCGGCCGACUUGCUGGGCGAGUAUGACCGGCUGCUUGCGAUGCGCAAACACGAGCACAUCGAGGCCGACACGUUCUCCCUGCUCAACUACGACGAGGCAGAGGAUAUCCUACUCGGCUGGGAAGACAAGCUGAGCACGGCAGAAGAGCUGUAUGCCACCCUCGACAGCGAGCAUCGCCCGGCCUUCUUCCAGCUGGUGCUGCACCCGAUCAAGGCGUCGACGAUCUACAUGCAGCUGCGCUUCCACCAGGCCCGGAACAGACUGUACGGUUCCCAGCGACGCAACGAGACCAACGCCGUCGCCCAGCACGUUCUCGCUCUCUUCGACGCCGACUACGAUCUCGCGGAAGAAUACCACGCCCUCCUCGACGGGAAAUGGAACCAUCUCCUCCGCCAGCCGCACUACGGCUACAGCGCGACGACGUGGCAUGCGCCGUCGCGGGACCUGGUCGACGGCCUGUGCUUCGUGCAGCUGCGCCAACCCUCGAAUCCCAUCAUGGGCAACAUGGGCGUCGCCGUCGAGGGACAUCCGGGCGUCCGGCCGGGCCUGGUGAACGAGGAAUCCGACCGGACGCAUCCCUCGCAACGGGAUCUGGUCGUUGGCGUCACUCUCCCGCCGUUCGACACGUAUGGACCGCAGACCCGCUGGUUCGAGCUCUUCCGUCGAGGGCCGGCUUGUCUCAACUGGUCUCUCGUUACAAGGUGUCCGUGGAUCGCUCUGUCUCCCUCCUCGGGGAGACUGGAUUCAACCUGCAACGACGUCCGGGUGGAGGUCACGAUCGACCAGACGGCCGUUCCCCUCUACUUCAACGAGACGGUCGAGGUGGCUGUCUUUUCGGAUCGUGGAGACUAUGAAGUGAUGCAUCUUCCCGUGUCUGCACGACACAUUCCGGGGCCUUUCACCGGGUUUGUCGAGAGUGACCGAUGCGUGGCCAUCACGACAAUCAAUGCAGAGACAGGGAAUGCCCUCUCGCUCUCCUUUCUAGGCCGGACAGGCGCCGUGGCCGUCCCGUUCGACUCGACAGACACCCUGCUGGAGUAUAGCGUCUACACCUUCACAGAACGCAGCACGGCCGAGAUGCUCCUCUACUUCUCCAUGGCGCUGGAUACGGACCCGACCAACCCGCUGGCAUUCCACGUCUGGUUCGACGACGACUCCUAUGGUGAGACACGGCUGAUCGAGGCGCCUGCCACGGCGGGCGACUUGCCCGAGGGAUGGAGCACCGCCGUGCAGGACUGUGUGUGGCGACGAAGCGUCAUGCUGGGCCACGUUGCGCCGGGGAGCCAUACAAUCAAGAUUCGCAUGAUGGGGGCUGGCAUGGCUUUGGAGAAGAUUGUCCUUGAUCUGGGGGGGGUGAGAGAGAGUUAUCUGGGACCUCCAGCGAGAUAUGUUUCUAUUCAUUGAUUCUUGUUAUAGAUUGAAAUAAGAGAAUAAACACAUUGCACCGAGAUAUGCAAAUAGGGAAUACCCGCUCCACACACAGACAGACCAUCGCAGCAGAAACGAGCA